Messenger RNA from Penicillium brasilianum, 1500 nucleotides. Lineage: Eukaryota; Fungi; Ascomycota; Eurotiomycetes; Eurotiales; Aspergillaceae. The record is from the annotation of a GenBank genome assembly.
AUGUCGAAGCAAUUGCCGAGCACCCAAAGAGACGUAGAGGCUCUUUCGCUUGACUUAGAAUGCUCAAAGGGUAGUCAAUUCAAUCUGCGGAAAUUGGCACAGUUUGUCACUACUCUAGGCUUACUAGUCACGGGGUACCAGUACCUUUGGCACCCGCGGGCGCAUUCGACUGAUGUUCGUACUGAAACUUCCUUCCCCGAAGCAAUCAGCAAAGAACACCGGCUAGAAGAUUUUCAACAAUGUGCCAUUGAGAACCUUUUGCAAACCGGCUUGCCCUUCUUACAGAAAGCAUCUCCAAUCACAACCUCCGAAUUUCAGGAGCGGCGAGAUCGGCUAGCGCAAGCGCUGGUGGCCGAGGACGUCGAUGGUUUCGUGGUGGAGCCCGGAUACACCUUUAAGUAUUAUGGGAAUGUGAGCCAGCCAGAAUGGGAAGUCUGGGAGCCGGAAGAGCGCCCGUUCCUGAUGAUUGUUCGUCCAACCUUGGACCAGACUACAGGCCAAGUAAAGGCAAAUACGACUUUUCUCUGCCCAUCAUUUGAAGCUGAGCGAGCUCGUCUGUUAGGCAUGCCGUUCACGGAAGAUCUUCAAAUUGUCCCAUGGGAGGAGCAUUGGGAUCCGUACAAUACACUUCAGCAGUCUGAAGUAUUUCUUGGUGUUAGUCGUGUACCACGAUUGAUGGUUGACGAGGAAAUGCGAGACUUUAUCCAAAGGGGCCUGGGUUCAGCAGGCUUCGAUGUAACUGGCUUACGCGGUCGUGUUGAAGAGGUUCGCCAGAUUAAAUCUACCAGCGAGGUCGAGAUUCUGCGUGCAGUCAACACGGGGACCGUCGAAGCCGUGAGGCAGAUGAGGAGAUGUCUCUAUCCCGGGUUGACCGAGAAUGAAAUUGCCACUGUGCUUGAUAAUACGCUGCGCGCCGCUGGCAUGGAACCAUUCUUCGACAUUGUGCUCUUUGAUGAAAAUGCAUCAAACCCGCAUGGUGGAACAGACGGGGAAAAACUUCUCGAGGCAGAGACCUUCGUACUAAUCGACGUCGGGGCUCAUCUUUACGGGUAUUCCUCGGAUAUCUGUCGUACAUUCUUCCCUCCUUUCCUCGAGCAGCCGUCGAAGGAUGCACCUUUGUCACCAAACUUGAAUGAGAAGCUUAAGGUUUGGGAUGUUGUGUUCGAGGCCCAGACGCAAUCAAUCCACCAGAUGAGAGAAAAUUUGACAGCUGCCAGUGUCGAUGUUGCUGCUCGCCAGGUCAUUACUGAAGCUGGAUAUGGCGUAACAUUCACGCAUCGAGUCGGUCACGGAAUUGGAAUUAAAGCCCAUGAAAGUCCGUACCUUAACAAAGGCAAUCGUGGCACUCUUCUCAAAACAGGCAUGACAUUCACAUCGGAGCCCGGUAUCUACUUGGUUGAUAAGUUUGGUGUGCGACACGAGGACAUACUGCUUGUUCAGGGCAAUGAGGAGCCACAGCUUUUGACUGGCACCCGAGCUCAAGGGCCUUGGGAGCCUUGA